Messenger RNA from Colletotrichum truncatum, 753 nucleotides. RefSeq names its product clathrin light chain. The record is from RefSeq and is a predicted model, not a curated record. NCBI's taxonomy places the organism in Eukaryota, Fungi, Ascomycota, Sordariomycetes, Glomerellales, Glomerellaceae. Gene Ontology annotation, molecular function: structural molecule activity; clathrin heavy chain binding. Gene Ontology annotation, biological process: clathrin-dependent endocytosis; intracellular protein transport. Gene Ontology annotation, cellular component: clathrin coat of trans-Golgi network vesicle; plasma membrane; clathrin coat of coated pit.
AUGGCUGAUAGAUUCCCUUCGCUGGAAGACUUCGAUUCAGGAGCCCAGACCGACAUUAAGGACACGGGUGCCUCACCUUCUGCCGAUGACUUCCUGGCUCGCGAGAAGGCCCUCCUCGGCGAGGAUGCCAAUCAGUUUGCUACCAGCGAUGACGCUGUCGCAUUCGGAACUGGCGAUGAUGACCUUCUUGGGGGCGGCAGCAGCAGCAAUAUCAUUGCAGAGGAGUCCACAUUUGAGUCGCAGUUCCCUGAUCUCGCCAACCAGAACGAGGUUUGUUCUCCGCUUCUGUUUGCCGUCGCUCCCGGAGCCAUCCCUGGCGGCGGAAUCACUGCUCCCAGUGUUAACUACAACUCCGGAUACGGCGCCUAUGUCGAGGAAGAGGAAGAGCCGGCAGUCAUUCGCGAAUGGCGCGAGCAGAGAGAUGCCCAGAUUGAGAAGCGCGCACAGCAGUUCGCCGCGCAGCGUGAGGAGACCAUCAAGGAGGCGAGAGAAAACAUUGACGAUUUCUACAACAAUUACAACGCCAAGAAGGAGAAGCAGAUCUCUCAGACACAGAAGGAGGCCGAACAGUUCAUUGCCAGCCGAGAGGACACCGUUUCUGGUGGCACGAGCUGGGAAAGAAUCGCAAAGUUGGUAGAUGUCAGCGGGAAGGGUGCUAAGGGCGGCGCCUCUGGCUCCGGCAAGGAGCGCUUCCGCGAAAUCCUGGUGAGCCUGAAGAAGGAUGAGAAGGCACCCGGAGCCAGCGGGUACUAG